GAGGAGAAAAAGGAAUGGUGGAUAAAAUGAGUAAAUCAGCUUACAAUUAAAUGAAAACAAACACGGCCCGAACAUCCUAACCGACCCAACUGCACUGCGGGCCCCAAUUUAGAGUCUCCUCUCUUCCUCUCUCUCUCAUUCUCUUUCUCUCUCCUCUCUCUUCCCUCUCUCGGCUUUCAUCCUUUUGGCCGACAUUUAAUAAAAGAAAUAAGAAUCCCUCUUCCGUCUCCUUCGUCUUUAAGGAAUCAGACACGAUCCUCCCUCACCCCCCUCUCUCGCUCGCUUCCUCUGAUUCGUAAAUACAGUGUAACGAUGCACGAACCUGACGCACAUGAUUUAUCGGAUGAUGCCGAUUAUGCCGCAUCGAUUCAACAGGGCCCUCUAAGCAUAAAUCGGAAUGACAGCAUUGGACGAAGCUCACCCAGCGAGCCGGAAGGCGCAGAGGUUGUAUAUACUAAGGAUAAUGUGACAAUACAUCCUACUCAGUUCGCUUCCGAGAGAAUUAGUGGUCGACUGAAGUUGAUGAAGCAAGGAAAUGCACUUUCCAUGACAUGGCUUCCUUACAAAGGGCAAAGUUCAAAUGCAAGAUUGACUGAGAAAGAUAAGAAUCUUUAUACUAUCAGGGCCGUGCCAUUUUCAGAAAUUCGAUCAAUACGUAGACACACUCCUACCCUGGGUUGGCAGUAUAUUAUUGUAGUUAUGUCAACAGGAUUGGCUUUUCCGCCACUUUAUUUCUAUAAUGGAGGAGUCCGAGAAUUUCUUGCAACCAUCAAGCAGCAUGUUGUUCUUGUCAGAUCAGCAGAUGAUGCCAAUGUGUUUCUUGUGAAUGAUUUUGAAAAUCCUCUCCAGAGGACUCUGUCUUCGUUGGAGAUUCCUAGGGCUCUUACUCCUGUGUGUGAAUCCCCCACUGCACCCGAUCAAGAUAAGGGUGAGUUAGAUAAAAGCUCCAAUAUUUUUCAGAAUGGCAGGAGACAGAAGCAUCAUGAUCCUGCCCGCGACAUUUCAAUUCAAGUAUUGGAGAAAUUUUCACUUGUUACCCGUUUUGCUCGUGAAACAACUUCCCAACUCUUUCGGGACAGCCAGUUUGAUAGCUUUACUUCUAAUGAAGGGUGGAAGGAUGGCCCGUUAUCACCUUCACCUGCAUCUAAUCGUAUAACAUCAUCAAAUGAUUCUCCACAAGUUCUUGAUGAGGUUCCUGUGGCAGCGGAUCCAGUAGAGAUCGACAAAUUAUCACUGGUGUGGGGAAAGCCACGUCAGCCACCCUUGGGGCAAGAAGAGUGGUCUACGUUCUUGGAUGCAGAAGGGCGAGUAGUGGAUCCAAAGGCAUUGAAAAAGAGAAUCUUCUAUGGGGGCGUUGAACAUAAUUUGCGAAAAGAGGUUUGGAGAUUUUUAUUAGGAUACCACUCCUAUGAAUCGACAUCUGCAGAGAGAGAGUACCUCAUGUCAGUAAAGCAGUCGGAGUAUGACACAAUAAAAAAGCAGUGGCAGAGCAUCUCCCCAGAGCAGGCAAAGCGAUUUACGAAAUUUCGAGAGAGGAAAAACCUUAUUGACAAGGAUGUGGUGAGGACUGACAGAUCACUGUCAUUUUACGACGGGGAUGACAAUCCUAAUGUAUAUCUCAUGCGAGAUAUACUGUUGACGUACUCGUUUUACAACUUUGAUCUUGGGUAUUGUCAGGGUAUGAGUGAUCUUCUCUCGCCAAUCUUGUAUGUGAUGAGAGAUGAAUCUGAGUCCUUUUGGUGCUUUGUUUACCUUAUGGAGCGUCUUGGACCUAAUUUCAAUCGUGAUCAAAGUGGGAUGCACUCUCAACUUUUUGCUUUAUCAAAGCUGGUCGAGGUGUUAGACAGCCCAUUGCACAACUAUUUCAAGCAGAAUGAUUGUCUGAACUAUUUCUUUUGUUUCCGCUGGCUAUUGAUACAGUUCAAGAGGGAGUUUGAAUACGAUAGUACGAUGUGCAUAUGGGAAGUUUUGUGGACUCACUAUCUGAGCGAGCACCUACACCUAUAUGUCUGCGUUGCCAUUCUCAAGAGAUACCGUAGGAAGAUAAUGGGGGAGCAGAUGGAUUUUGACACUCUCCUAAAAUUCAUCAACGAACUGAGCGGUCAGAUCGACCUUGAUUCAACCCUAAGAGAAGCUGAAGCCCUGUGUAUAUGUGCCGGUGAGAAUGGCGCAGCUUGUAUCCCUCCUGGAACCCCACCUUCGCUACCAGUCGAAGAUGCCUCAGCAUAUCCCCAGCUUGACGAUGAAGUAUUGUAGAUGAUUUUUGACGAAACCAACAAUCGAAAUUUCUUCACUAUUCACUCUUCAAUAUUUAUCUUUUUGAAUAUUGUAAAUAUUUCCUACAUAUUUGGGUCGAUUGCACUUGUUAUUUUAAUAUCAUUUCGUGCGAGGAGGCCUUAAGUAUGAGUAGAAAUAAUAUGCCUCAAUAGCUCCCCUCCUUUUUCUGGAGGGUUUACUUAA
Molecule: messenger RNA, 2460 nt
Organism: Salvia miltiorrhiza (redroot sage)
Lineage: Eukaryota; Viridiplantae; Streptophyta; Magnoliopsida; Lamiales; Lamiaceae
Exons: 15
Coding region: 313-2256 (647 amino acids)
Biological process (GO): activation of GTPase activity
Molecular function (GO): GTPase activator activity
Source: RefSeq, a predicted model, not a curated record